Messenger RNA from Ostrea edulis (European flat oyster), 1008 nucleotides. Its product is annotated as melanocyte-stimulating hormone receptor-like. Gene Ontology annotation, molecular function: trace-amine receptor activity. The transcript has a single exon. The coding region runs from base 1 to 1008 and encodes 335 amino acids. Gene Ontology annotation, cellular component: membrane. Lineage: Eukaryota; Metazoa; Mollusca; Bivalvia; Ostreida; Ostreidae. Gene Ontology annotation, biological process: G protein-coupled receptor signaling pathway. The record is from RefSeq and is a predicted model, not a curated record.
AUGUCCAACACAACCAAUUCUCUAUUUUAUGAAUCUUCCACAAAUACACACCGUUGGACUGAGCAUUUGGACAUACUCCGUGAAACCAAUGUAUCUAAUUCAUCUUCCUCUCCACUCGAUGAGGAUUCUUUCCAGGAUUUGUCUUCAUUCCUCGAGGAGUUUUUAUCAAGCUCUGAAAAAGAUCUCCCAAUUGAUGAUCCCGGGACGAGAAUUGUGGGUACGCUGCUUUUCAGUUUUGGAAUGGUUGGAAACUUGAUAACUAUGGUAGUUAUUGUCGUCAUGAAACGUCUCCACUCUCCGACCUACGUCACAAUCGCCUGUCUAGCUCUUUCCAACUGCAUGGCCUCCUCCAUUCGCUAUACCAGAUUCCUGUUUUACGUAUUUCAGUAUUCUUUUCAGGAUUAUUUAAGAUUACGUGUAUUGGAGAUAUUUUCUUUUUUGUUUUUACAUUCCGCAAAUUUUCAUAUUGUAUUGCUAUCAUAUAUUCGCUAUGUUUUCAUUGUUAAACCUCUAAAGAGUCUAGAAAUUACUUGUACUAAGGUAUUUAAAUUGUCUGUAAUCAUUUGGGUGUUCUCCCUUAUAAUAAGCGGAGUGUACGGAGUGAGACAUGUAUUAUAUACAACUGACAUGAUAUCGUUCGAUUUAGCCAACAAAACUGAAAUUGGUUUUGCUCUCUAUGUAGUGGGCGUACCUUUUGUAUUGGUAAGCUGUUUUCAUAUCAGAAAAAUAUGUCACUUAUUAAAUAAACCAAAACGAAAGGAGGGAUGCAGGGUUAAAGCAACUCAUUCAAUGUCCAUCAUGUUUUCGAUAAUCAUCAUGGUAUAUCUACUUACUACAGUAUAUCCUAUGUUACAUACAGUUCUUCUAUUCAGAUGUAAGUAUUGUAAUGAUUUGUUUAAUUUUUUUCUUCUGGUAAACAACAGUAUAAAUCCUUACAUAUAUUUUGCAUUUUCACCCCCAGUUAAAAAACUGCUCUCCAGAUUGCGAAAUUGUGUGAGAGAUGGAUAG